Penicillium pulvis is the source of this 1179-nucleotide messenger RNA. RefSeq names its product zinc-dependent alcohol dehydrogenase. Gene Ontology annotation, molecular function: oxidoreductase activity; zinc ion binding. The record is from RefSeq and is a predicted model, not a curated record. The transcript is spliced from 3 exons. Bases 1 to 1179 code for a protein of 392 amino acids. Lineage: Eukaryota; Fungi; Ascomycota; Eurotiomycetes; Eurotiales; Aspergillaceae.
AUGGGCUCCAUCAAUAUCCCCCAAACCCAGACAGUUGCACUUGUGCGCAGUCUUGGCGGAGAAGUUGAAUUCAAGACCGACUACCCAGUCCCUUGCCCUGGCCGAAAUGAAGUCCUCGCCAAAGUGCUAUACACUGGCGUCUGUCAAAGUGGUGAGUAUGGCCUUCAAAAUGUCCCCAAUUCGAUCCAUUUCGGAUGUCUGAGAAUCUCCGACUCACUUCUUGAUUUCUAUCACCGUAAAGACCUCCACACCAAGUCCGGCACCGCAGCCGGUGCAGACGGAAACCCAAUCACGAAGAUUAAACUACCUCACGUUGGCGGUCACGAGGGAAUAGGACAAGUUGUGGCCCUGGGCCCGGACAUCACACACAGUACGGGAAUCAAAUUGGGUGGGCUAGUUGGAAUCCGCUUUGCAAGUCGGAUCUGUCGCCGCUGUGAAUUCUGCCUUGCGGGCACGGAGCAGUACUGUACCAAUGCGACGAACCAUCUUCAUCAUGAGGAUGGUAGCUUCCAGCAGUAUAUUGCGUUGGAUGCGGACUAUUUGACUGUCUUGCCGGAUGAUGUUGAUCCUAAGGUUAUGGGACCAGUGCUUUGUGCAGGUUUGACGGCAUAUAAGGCGGUGUUGAACGCAAAUGUUCGGCCUGGAAAUUGGCUUGUGGUGGUUGGAGCAGGUGGAGGCCUUGGACACUUGGCUGUGCAAUAUGCCAGAGCGCAGGGUGCUCUGGUCAUUGGCGUGGAUACAGGCCCCGGCAAAGCAGAUUUCGUUCGUGGUAUUGGAGCUCAGGAGUUCAUCGACUUCGCUACGGAAGACCCUAUUGGAAGGGUACAGGAAAUUACUGGCCUGGGAGCACAUGCAGUUGUUGUGACCGCGGGCAAUGCCAAGGCGUUUGCCCAUGCUUGUGAGAUGCUCCGAGUCGGAGGCACUCUAAGCUGUGUGGGAAUCCCGCCUGGGCGGCCGUAUCUCGAGACACCAAUCUGCACGAUUGUGAUCAAGGGACUAAGGAUUACGGGUAACCUGGUUGGAUCUUUGAAGGAAUGCAUGGAAGCAGUUGACUUGGUUCGACGUGGCGUGGUGAAGCCUGUUGUCAAGGUCCGCCCGUUCAAGGAUCUGCCGCAGAUCUAUGAGGAGAUGGAGAAGGGAGAAAUUGCCGGUCGCAUUGUGCUUCAGCUCACAGAGUGA